CGCGGGAUCGAGGGAGGUGGGCUGGCGCUCCGGGGACCCAGCGCUGCGCCCUUCAGCAGAGGCGCCACACAGCAGAGGGGGCCACCGUGGCCGCCGCAGAGCGUGCGGGGGGUCGGGCUGGCGGCGGGCAGCGGAGGGGCGACUGCGCCCGCGCAGCAGAGCCGAGUGGAGUGGAGCGCGCAACCUGACCGCCGCCGCCUGGCAAAUGCCAUCACCGCCACAAAGAGCUCGCUGAGCCCAGGCGGCGGGAGCUCCGGGGGCUGCGCUGCACAGGAGGCUCUGCGCAGCGGACCCUGGGGGAAGGGACCAAGACUGAAGAUGGCCCGGAAGAGAAAGCCCCCCAGCAGCCAGGGUGACCCAAGGAGGUAUGAUCCAGAUUUCCAGGGACCUACUGCCAAAAGGAGUUGUACGGACGUUCUAUGCUGUAUGAUCUUCCUACUGUUCAUUUUGGGCUACGUUCUGUUAGGACUCUUGGCUUGGGCACAUGGUGACCCCAGGAAAAUGGCCUACCCUACAGACAGCCAGGGACAAUUAUGUGGCCAGAAGGGAACACCAAAUGAGAACAAGACCGUUUUGUUUUACUUUAACAUCUUCAGAUGUACCAGUGCUUCCAUGAUGCUUCGGCUGCAGUGUUCCACCACACAGAUCUGUGUCUCCAGGUGCCCAGAGAGAUUCCUCACCUACUUGGAUAUGCAAUUUCUGAACAAAAAAGACAAAAACUACUGGGAAUACUAUCGUCAGUUCUGCAAGGCCAAGGCCAGGCCUGUGGAGACUUUUGCAGGCUUUCUGUCCAAUGAUGAUUGUCCCCUAGCAGUAUACCCAAGCAGACCUUUUCUGCAGAGAUGUGUACCUGACCUUUCAGCCAUCAAUGGGACCUUGGCUUUAGGAAGUAGGACGCAGUUUGAAGAUGGAAGUGGGCAGACCAGGAAUAUCGUAGAACUCAGGGAGGCUGCGAAUGGCAUUAGUGAUAUGAUCGAUGCCAGGACGUUUGGUCUGAAGGUGCUUGAAGACUAUUCGACCUCAUGGAAAUGGAUUCUCAUCGGCCUGACUCUUGCCAUGGCACUGAGCUGGACGUUUUUGAUACUCCUGAGGUUCACAGCUGGAUUCCUCUUCUGGUUCUUCAUAUUUGGUGUGCUUGGAAUUAUAGGAUAUGGAAUAUGGUACUGUUUUCUGGAGUACAACAGCGUUCAGCGGAAGCCACAGUCCGCUUUCUGGAUGUACGGCAUCGGGAUUCAGACGAGAAUGAGCAUGUUCUUUCGCUUGAAGGAGACCUGGUUUUCAAUGAUGAUCAUCUUGUCCGUCAUUGAAGUCCUCAUCAUCAUUGUACUGAUCUUCCUCAGGACUCGGAUCCGAGUGGCCAUCAUCCUGCUGAAGGAAGGAAGCAAAGCCAUUGGGCACCUUCCCAGUGCAUUAGUCUACCCAGUUUUAACCUUCAUCUUGCUAUCAAUCUGCAUUUCCUACUGGGCUGUGACAGCCGUUUUCUUGGCUACAUCAGGGGUACCAGUAUUCAAAGUUAUGGUCCCAGAGGGGAAAUGUAUAUAUGAAGAUGAAACUUGUGACCCAGAGAUUUUUCCUAAUACUAACAUUCCCAAAGACUGCCCCGGUGCAUCGUGUAACUUUGCUUUCUACGGUGGAAGGAGCAUGUACCACAAUUACAUCUUGACCUUCCAGAUCUACAACCUCUUUGCCUUCCUUUGGCUUAUAAACUUUGUAAUUGCGUUGGGUCAAUGUGCCCUUGCUGGUGCCUUUGCUUCCUAUUACUGGGCCAUGAGAAAACCUGAGGACAUCCCGCGGUACCCACUCUUCACUGCAUUCGGGAGAGCAGUACGAUACCACACGGGGUCUCUGGCCUUUGGAUCUUUGAUCCUUGCAUCCGUUCAGAUAUUUAAAGUGAUCAUAGAAUACCUGGACAGGCGACUUAAAAAGGCUCAGAACAGUGCUGCCCAGUUCCUGCACUGCUGCCUACGGUGCUGUUUCUGGUGUUUGGAAAAGAUGGUGAAGUUUUUAAACAGAAAUGCCUACAUCAUGAUUGCAUUAUAUGGCAAGAACUUCUGUGAGUCAACAAGAGACGCUUUCUAUCUGCUCAUGAGAAACAUUGUGAAAGUCACAGUUACAGAUGAAGUCACAUAUUUUGUAUUACUCCUGGGAAAAGUCCUAGUUUCUGGGAUUGUAGGUGUCUUGGCCUUCCUACUCUUCACAGAAAGACUACAAUUAAUUGUAGAGGGACCAACGACUUUAAAUUACUACUGGGUCCCCUUCCUGACUCUUGUAUUUGGAGCUUACCUGAUUGCUCAUGGGUUCUUCAGUGUCUAUUCAAUGUGUGUUGAAACCAUUUUCAUCUGCUUCUUGGAAGACCUAGAAAGAAACGAAGGCUCUCUUUCAAGACCCUAUUUCGUGACUCCGACUCUAAUGAACGUUUUGGUGGAUCAGGGCAAGAUCAAGAAGCAGUAGGCGAGCCAGCUGGGCAUCCUGCCGCCUGUGUCGCCUCCCACACUGUAUCCGUCCAACACAUCUUCCGGAGUGCUUUGGCUGGGGACGUUCGAAUCCCGGCCUUGCUGGCUUGCUUUUGCAUCUCAUACCAAAGCCCACACUGUAGCCGGUGAAGCCUUCAGAAGUCACAAGGGAAUUGUUAAUUACAUGCAACAUUUUUAUACUAAGAUCUUUCGUUUUGUAAUUUAUUAUUGUAUUAUUAUUAUUAAUUAUUUUUUUUAACAUAGAGUGACUUGGAUGUUUUGAAAAAAAUAUUGAGUACAUUCAUAAUCUUUUUAAUAGUAACUCGAUUUAAUAGUAACAUGAUUUAAAUUGAUAGCUCCUAGUAUAUUUUUAAAGACAACAACUAAAAGACUUCUGUAAGGAAAAUUGGUAAUUAAAGCAAGAGAAAUGCUUUUUAAGGCCCUUCCCCUGCUCCUGUUUGACAGUCAACCCGUUAAGCGGACCACCCGCUUUGGUCGGUCUUUGCCUCAGUAGAGACUGCAUCCUGUGAGAGCUGCCAGCCCUUACCACUCAAUUCUCUCAGUGCCUUCCCGGCUGGUCAGUCCUUCCCGGAUCUUGUGGGCAAGUGUACAGACCUCAUUUGAAAGAAAUUAAACUUUAAAUCCUGCAAUGUUGACUGAUGACAAGUCUUCUCACGUUUCUUUUGUUUUGUUAUUUUAGUUUUGUUUUUUGGUGUUUUGUCUUUGAUGUUUUGUUUUGUUUCAUUUUGUUUUGUUUUGAGUUUUUUUUUUUUUUUCCUCAUCCUGCUCACUGACUGGACUACACUGGCCGUGACUCUACUUUUGAUUUCCUCACUAUCAGAGGAGUAAAUUGUGCGAUACAAACAAUUCCCCUUGGGCUUAGUGAAUAUUCACAAAUGGGUGCCACACGCAAGCAGAGCUGCCUGAAAGAACACGUGUUGGAUUUGUCUUUGUUUUUACUAAAAGAAGUUUUAAAGUAUAACCUUUUCUACAGUAGUUCCUUAAAAAUAAGGGUCAGCAUGUAUAUGUCCAGUGUCUUACCCAUACCUGAAGGGGCAGCCUGUGGGAGUUUCACAGGGAAAUUUUCCCUCAGAGGGGAAGCUGUGUGCUAUGCUGGAAAACUCCGUUACACACGGCUCUUCCAUCCUGUUAUGGAUUGUCCGUUCCACUAACUUUUAUAUGAAACAACCUGUUUACCUGUCAGGUUUUUUUUUUUUUUUUUUUUUUUUACUGUGCCAAUAGGGACUGGAACAGUUUUUAAUUCCGUUUUGAAUAAUUUUAUGAAGAUUGCUAAGUUCUAGGAGAACUUGACUGAGUUCGCCAACUCAGCAUAACAAGACGUUGCCCCAAGAUGGGGAUUAGUGAGUCAAUCAACAAUAACCUGCUGUUGUUUAUUGAUGGUUUGUUGAGAACUCACUUUAGAUACCUUUAUACCAAAAUGUUCCCACUGGCGCCUUGCAGUGUGGGCUCACCACCCUCUACCCCCACACCGCCCCACGCCUGGUGGUUUGGGCUCUCCUGAGCCCAUGGCGGUGUGGGUUAUGUAUGUAAUUAGCGUGUCUCUGCUAUGCAGGAACACAGAAAGCAUAUGGUCUAAAUACCUUUGAUAGCUAAAACAGUUAAUAUUUAAUGAAAUUUGUUGGUACUCAUUGUAAAUUUGGUUUCUUCUAAUAAAGAUUUCCAUAAGAGACAAAUAAAA
Messenger RNA from Grammomys surdaster, 4152 nucleotides. RefSeq names its product solute carrier family 44 member 5 (gene Slc44a5). The transcript has 22 exons. Gene Ontology annotation, cellular component: membrane. NCBI's taxonomy places the organism in Eukaryota, Metazoa, Chordata, Mammalia, Rodentia, Muridae. Gene Ontology annotation, biological process: transmembrane transport. The coding region runs from base 319 to 2451 and encodes 710 amino acids. The record is from RefSeq and is a predicted model, not a curated record. Gene Ontology annotation, molecular function: transmembrane transporter activity.